UCAUUAUGCGUACUAUAGUAGUCUGGUUUAUUUUUAAACAAAUUACGUAAACAAAACAGAAUGUUUUUGCUGUUGUGUCUGUCGACCGCUGAUGAUUGUUCAGAUUUUUUUUGUGUUCAGAGGAUUUGCGCUUGCCGAUUCGCUAGUAUUGCGUCAACUGUUGCAGCACAUACAACAAUUUCGUAAUUUUUUUCUGAUUCGAUCAUUCAUGAAAAUGGAAACAAAUAGUCAUUCUAUUUUACGUAUGGCCGGCCGAAUGGUCAAUGUUGUAGCAGUGAUAGGUCAUAUUGUAAUUUUUAUUCUCGGUAUUUUCUAUCCUCCACCACUGUUCGCAAUAAAUCUAUUGAUGCAUUUAUCAUGGCUCUAUGGGCAUGAGAGGAAAAAAAUGGUGUUCAUGGCGGUGCCAGUGUACUUGUGGAUUUUCACAGCCUGUCUCAGCAUUUUUAUCAUGUGUUUUUUUGGCCAUGAAUCUACAACCGAUGAUAUCAUUUACGCUGUAGUAGCAUUAAUAAUAUUUUUAAUCUUUUACACAAUUACAAUAUUGGCCACUUAUGCAACGAAAAAAAUUAUUGUGAGCAAUCAGUCAAGUCAGGCAUAAAUCGAAUAUCCUUAAGUAUCCAUGUAAUUCUAAAAGCCUUGGCAUUUUUCAAAAAAAAAAAAAUUUUGAUCAUUUAUUAAAUAUUCAAAAAAAUUAAAUUAAAAUAAUUCGUUGCAAUUUGAAAUGUUCAAUUGUGAUAAUUUUUUUUUGUUAUUUAAGUUUAAGUCAUCAACAUACAAAUUGGGCUUUGAGCCAGCAUUUUCAUUACAUUUUAUUUGAGUAAUAUAAACAAACUGUAUGCUGUUUUUCUGAAUAAAUAAUAAUAAUAAUAGAAAUUCCACACAA
Messenger RNA from Contarinia nasturtii (swede midge), 883 nucleotides. RefSeq lists its product as uncharacterized. The record is from RefSeq and is a predicted model, not a curated record. The coding region runs from base 92 to 598 and encodes 168 amino acids. The transcript has 4 exons. NCBI's taxonomy places the organism in Eukaryota, Metazoa, Arthropoda, Insecta, Diptera, Cecidomyiidae.